Messenger RNA from Rhodamnia argentea, 2003 nucleotides. Its product is annotated as MLO-like protein 10. Gene Ontology annotation, biological process: defense response. The coding region runs from base 88 to 1761 and encodes 557 amino acids. NCBI's taxonomy places the organism in Eukaryota, Viridiplantae, Streptophyta, Magnoliopsida, Myrtales, Myrtaceae. The transcript is spliced from 15 exons. The record is from RefSeq and is a predicted model, not a curated record. Gene Ontology annotation, cellular component: membrane.
AAGGUUUUCUUUUUCGAAAAAAUCUACUCUCUCUCUCUCUCCCUCCCUCCUUCUGGGUUUUUGGCUCGAGAGGUACAGGGACGAGAAAUGGCGACGGAGAGCAGUGGUUCGCAAAGCAGAGAGCUUGAUCAGACUCCGACAUGGGCUGUUGCUGGUGUUUGUGCUCUUAUUAUUCUCAUCUCCAUUGUGCUAGAGAAGGUCCUUCACAAAGUUGGAACGUGGCUUACUGAAAGGCAUAAGAGGGCUUUAUAUGAGGCUCUGGAGAAGAUCAAAUGUGAGUUGAUGAUUCUAGGCUUCAUUUCGUUGCUUCUGACGUUUGGGCAGAGCUACAUUGCCAAGAUAUGUAUCCCAAUAAGCGUAGCCGAAACAAUGUUGCCGUGCGCGAAAAGUUUGACCACUGAAGAGAGACGGCGGAGACUUUUAUGGUAUGAAAGGAGAUCUUUGGCGGCUGGUAGCUAUGCUUCUAAUUGCUCAUCGGGAACCCCGCUAAUAUCUGUCAAUGGAUUGCAUCAAUUGCACAUCCUCAUAUUCUUCCUCGCCUUCUUUCAUGUGUUGUACAGUGCUGUUACCAUGUUGCUUGGAAGACUAAAGAUCCGUGGCUGGAAGCAAUGGGAACAAGAAACUUCAUCUCAUGACUACGAGUUCUCUACUGAUCCUUCCAGAUUCAGACUCACUCAUGAAACAUCGUUCGUUAAGGUUCAUUCCAGCUUUUGGACAAGGAUUCCUUUCUUCUUCUACGUUGGAUGUUUCUUUCGACAGUUUUUCAGGUCGGUUCAUAAGACAGACUACUUGACAUUGCGAAAUGGGUUCAUUGCUGUCCAUAUAGCCCCUGGGAGUAAAUUUAAUUUCCAGAAAUAUAUCAAGCGGUCACUAGAGGAUGACUUCAAGUACGUGGUUGGAGUAAGUCCUGUGCUGUGGGCUUCCUUUGUAAUAUUUUUGCUUCUCAAUGUUAAUGGAUGGCAUGCACUGUUUUGGGCUUCAUUGAUCCCUGUAAUUAUAAUAUUAGCUGUCGGAACGGAACUUCAAGCGGUUUUGACAAAGAUGGCUCUGGAAAUCACUGAAAGGCAUGCGGUUGUUCAAGGAAUUCCUCUGGUACAAGGCUCAGAUAGAUACUUCUGGUUUGGUCGGCCUCAGUUAGUUCUUCAUUUUAUCCAUUUCGCCUUGUUUCAGAAUGCAUUUCAGAUCACAUAUUUUCUGUGGAUUUGGUACUCUUUCGGCUGGGACACUUGCUUCCAUGACAAUGUAAAGCUUGCAAUCGUGAAAGUUGCUCUAGGGAUAGGAGUCCUAUGUCUCUGCAGCUACAUCACUCUUCCCUUAUACGCCCUCGUAACUCAGAUGGGCUCGGGCAUGAAGAAAUCAAUCUUUGACGAGCAGACAUCGAAGGCUCUAAAGAAGUGGCACAUGGCGGUGAAAAAGAAGCAAGGCACACAGGGUGGCAAAUCCCCUACUCGGAUGUUUGGUCGGAGCCGGAGCCCAAGCCCAAGCUCGUCGACCGUGCGAUCUUCAAGCCACAGGCUGCGCCGCUUCAAGACGACCGGGCACUCAGUUCGCUCGUACGACUAUGACGACAACAAUCUAUCUGAUAAUGACGGGGAUACAAUGUUGCCGACAUCCGAUACAAAGAAUUUAGUCACGAAAGUUGAUCCUGAGGAUCAAGUUAUACAUGUGAACGACUCUGAUCACGGGGAUAGAGCCAGUGAUACCGAUGAAUUUUCGUUCACUAAGACUGCCCCAAUGAAAGAACCGCGAACGGCUGGCUAGGCUUACGACUCCAGUUGAGGGCGACAGUUGCCUAGGGAAUGUAGUUGUCCGGCGGCUGUUGAGAAUGGCACAGCAUGGAGGAAGUAACCAACUCUGUUCCGCUGUGGGCUCGACAACCCGAAUUUUCGUCAGGGGUCUUCUACCCACUGUUUGUAGUUCGCGUGACACCCAUAAUCUAUGUGGUAACAGUGAUAUUUCUGUUGGAACUGGUCAGUUUUGUGCAGUUACCAUAUUUCUUGCCA